Fusarium sp. VM40 is the source of this 2349-nucleotide messenger RNA. The record is from the annotation of a GenBank genome assembly. NCBI's taxonomy places the organism in Eukaryota, Fungi, Ascomycota, Sordariomycetes, Hypocreales, Nectriaceae.
AUGAGUGAGCCAGAGACAAGAAGCACAGAGCUGGAGAGGCCUACUCCCAAGGCGGAUAUCUAUCCUGCCGAUGAGAAGAAGGGUCUCUCUAACAACGAGAACGCCUUUGAUGAUGUCGAGGUUAUGUCUUCAAAAGCCGCCCAGCCUCUGGAGACUGCCGAGGAUAUCGUCACACAUGUCAUUCAGGUCGAUGAUGACCCUACGAUGAAUCCAUGGACAGUCCGCAUGUUCGCUGUUGGCAUCGGAUUGUCUGCCUUUGGUGGUGUUUUACAGGAGAUCAUGUACUUCAAGCCCCAAGUCGUCUAUGUAUCAGUCAUGUUCUUGACUGUCCUGGCCGAAACACUGGGUACUGGUCUGUCGCAUAUCAUCCCCCGCAAGGGCGUCAUCGGACGCUGGCUCAACCCUCACCCAUGGAACAGAAAGGAACACACUGCAGCAGUCCUAAUGGCAUCGGCUGCGUCUGUAUCAGCCCUAUCCACCGAAGCCCUGUCCGUCCAGAAGCUCUGGUAUGGCGGCUACCCUAACCAGGCUGCCGGUAUCUUUAUCACCCUUUCGUCUCAGCUUAUUGGAUACGGUAUCGCUGGAAUGAUGAGACCUGUUCUAUUGUAUCCUACUAAGAUGCUCUACCCUGCCAACCUGCCCAUCACAACUGUCAUGGAGACUCUACACAAGCCCAAGUCGGAGACUAGAAAGAGAUUCCAGGUUUUCUGGAUUGUCUUUGUUGCCAUCUUCUUCUGGGAAUGGUUCCCUGAGUACAUCUUCCCGCUGCUUUCCGCCGUCUCCGUCUUCUGCCUCAUCGAUCGCCACAACCCCGUCUUCACAAACCUCUUCGGUGGUUCACAGGGUAACGAAGGCAUGGGUUUCUUAAGUGUCUGUUUUGACUGGAACUAUAUCGCGGGUUUUGGAAGUCCACUCUGGAUGCCUCUACAGACCUUGUGCAACAGUUUCAUUGGUUACAUCCUGGGCAUUGCAAUCUCCAUGGGCCUCUACUACGGUAACGUCUGGAGAGCCAGGGACUUCCCCUUCAUGGCCCAGCUCCUCUACGACGGAAGCUCUAACACAACGAACCAUAUUCCCUACAACGAGACCUCCAUUAUGAACUCUGACUUUACGGUGAAUACUGAAGCUCUCGACAAGGCUGGUCUUCCGUAUCUCACGGCUACAUACGUUAACUACCUCAUCACCUCCAACGCUGGAUUGACCGCGACUCUGGUACACAUGUUUCUAUGGAACUACGACGAGAUUAGCCUUGGAUGGUCUUGGGUUACUAUGACAAACCUUAAGAAGUUAAUUCGUCCGGAGACGUACUUUUUCUGGAGACAGACGGGUGGUCGCACUGAGGAGGAAAAGACCAAGCUUCGCGACGACCCCACCAUCGAUCCUCAUUAUAAGCUUAUGCUUGACUACGAUGAAGUCCCCAACAGUUGGUACUUCCUCAUCUUUGCUGCUAGCUUUAUCACUGGUCUUGUCUGUUUGUAUGUGAUGAAGUCCACUCUUCCUUGGUGGGGCUUCAUUAUGGCAUCCUUGUUUCUGGCCAUCUUUCUUGUUUUCUUCGGUGCCCAGUACGCCAUGACUGGUUUCGGCUUUAACCUGCAGCCUAUCUUCCAGAUGUUGGCUGGUUAUUGUUUCCCUGGUAGACCGCUCGCAAACAUGUACUUCACGUCGUACACAUACAACGGACUUAGCCAGAGUUUCCUUCUACUUCGAGACCUGAAGCUCGCUCAGCAGAACAAGCUAUCGCCGAAAGCGACUUUCACCACUCAAGUCAUUGGCUGUAUUUUGGGUGCACUGCUCAACUACGUGAUGAUGAUCAGUAUCGUCGAUAACCAAGCACCGAUCCUCGAAUCAGCAGAAGGAACCAACGUCUGGUCAGGAGCUCAGAUCCAACAGUUCAACACCCUCGCUAUCGCCUGGUCCAUCGCCCCCAAGAUGUUCUCAAUCGGCGCCCGCUACCAAUGGGUCACCAUCUCCUUCUUCAUCGGCUUCAUUGCUCCUCUGCCAUUCUACUUUCUUCACCGUCUGUUCCCUCGAUCGCGAAUUUGGCCAUACCUCAACACCUCCAUCAUUCUCUGGUAUCUCGGCUACCUCUUUGUUGGACUCAACGCGUCAAUUACAAGUUACUACAUCUUGGGAGCUUUUGGCCAGUUCUACCUCCGCCGAUACCGCCCGCAUUGGUUCGUCAAGUGGAACUACCUCAUUUCUGCGGCACUCGAUGGUGGUACCCAGGUCAUGGUUUUCAUUGCCACGUUCGCUGUCUUUGGUGGUUCCGGAAAGUCAGUGCCAUUCCCUGCAUGGGCGGGUAAUAAGGUGAACAAUUUUGAUUAUUGUGUCUACAAUGAGUCUGGCUGA